Messenger RNA from Populus euphratica (Euphrates poplar), 536 nucleotides. Its product is annotated as probable glutathione S-transferase. NCBI's taxonomy places the organism in Eukaryota, Viridiplantae, Streptophyta, Magnoliopsida, Malpighiales, Salicaceae. The record is from RefSeq and is a predicted model, not a curated record. Gene Ontology annotation, cellular component: cytoplasm. The annotation marks the transcript as partial. The transcript has 2 exons. Gene Ontology annotation, molecular function: glutathione transferase activity. Gene Ontology annotation, biological process: glutathione metabolic process.
ACAACCCACCGCACAAACCCCCUCCUGCCUUUUCUUACAACAAUUACUAGCGUCUCCACUCUGUCAGACCUCAGCCUUUGGAGUCCAAGAAGCGUUGCAAUACUCCAAGCAUCUUCUUUUUCACUUCAAGAAUGGCUGGUGAUCAAGUAACCCUGUUGGAUUUGUGGGCAAGUCCAUUUGGUAUGAGAGUGAGAAUAGCAUUGGCUGAAAAGGGUGUAAAGUAUGAGUACAGUGAACAAGAUUUGUGGAACAAAGGUGCUUUACUUCUUCAAAUGAAUCCUGUUCACAAGAAAAUCCCAGUUCUUGUCGAUGAUGGGAAACCUGUUUGUGAGUCACUUAUCAUUGUUCAGUAUAUUGAUGAGGUGUGGAAGGAUAAGGCUCCUUUGUUGUCUUCUGAUCCCUGCGAGAGAGCUCAAUCUAGGUUCUGGGCAGAUUUUGUUGAUAAGAAGUUAUAUGAGAUUGGGAAGAAGAUAUAUACAACAGAAGGAGAUGAUCAGGAGGCAGCCAAGAAGGAUUUCAUUGGCAGCCUUCAAGUC